CCCGAACCGACACAUCCCCAAAUUCCAUUCAAACUAAACCAGCCCUAUACAACCUAGGGUUUCAGAGUACCGUCCAACACACGUUCGUACAUUCCAAUUCACCAAAAUUUUCCAAUCAAUCGAACAAAUUUCAUUCAAACGAUGCCUCCGAAAACCGCGAGAAAGUCCGCCGGUCCAGGAAGAAGAGGCGGAAGAACCAGAGGAGCGGCGGCGAAGGUAGCGGCGGCGCAACCUGAUCCGCCGGUAGCAACGGCGCCGGAAGAAUCUGUUAAUCCGGUGAAAGAGGAGGUUCCGGUUGAGGUUAAAGAAGAGAAGGCACCGGUUGUGGUUAAAAAGGAGGAGAAAAUGGAGAAAGUUGAGGAGAAACCUGUGGAUGAUAAUGGAAUAGAUCAUGCAAAGAGAGAAGACAGUGAUGUGAAAGAUUCCGUUGAGGAAUAUGAAAAAGGAGAACGGUUGGAUUUGGAGGAUAACGAUCCCGAAGAAUCCGAACCCGAGGAAUAUGUCGGUGAUGAUUAUGAUGAGAAAGUUGGCGAGGAUGGAGAUGUCGGUGAGGAAGAAGUUGAGGAACAGGAAGUUGGUGAGGAGGAAGAUGGUGAUGAUAUGCAUGAGGCAGAAAUGGAAGAGCCUAUAGAGGAAGAUGGUGAUGAUAUGCAAGAAGAACAUGAGCAUGAACACGAACACGAACAUGAGCAGGCUGCUGAUGAGCGUACUGACAUGGUGGAUGCUGAUGAACAAGAACACCAUGACGUGUUCAAAGAAAGACGUAAACGAAAAGAGUUUGAAAUCUUUGUUGGUGGAUUGGAUAAAGACGCUACCGAGGAUGAUCUUAGGAAAGUGUUUAGCGCAGUUGGAGAAAUUUCUGAAGUCAGGCUUAUGAUGCAUCCUCAAACAAAGAAGAACAAAGGGUUCGCAUUCCUUCGUUUCGCAACUGUCGAACAAGCAAAACGAGCUUGUGUAGAACUAAAAAACCCUGUGGUUAAUGGGAAACAAUGCGGUGUUACGCCAAGUCAAGACAGUGAUACGUUAUUUUUGGGUAACAUAUGCAAGACAUGGACCAAGGAAGCUUUAAAAGAAAAGUUGAAAAAGUAUGGAGUUGAUACCGUGGAAGAUUUAACAUUGGUGGAAGACAAUAAGAGUGAAGGAAAUAGUCGGGGCUUUGCAUUUUUGGAAUUCUCUUCGCGUUCAGAUGCGAUGGAUGCUUUUAAGCGUCUGCAAAGGAGAAAUGUGACGUUUGGUCUUGAUAGGCCCGCUAAGGUUUCUUUUGCAGAUUCUUUCAUCGACCCUGGUGACGAGGUCAUGGCCCAGGUUAAGACUGUUUUUGUGGAUGGGCUGCCGGCUUCAUGGGAUGAGGAUCGAGUGCGGGAUACUCUCAAGAAAUAUGGGUCGGUGGAAAAAAUUGAGCUAGCCCGUAACAUGCCCUCUGCCAAAAGAAAAGAUUACGGGUUCAUCACAUUUGGAACACAUGAUGCAGCUGUAACAUGUGCUAAAAAUAUCAAUAAUGAAGAGAUCGGUGAAGGAGAGAACAAGGCUAAAGUCAGGGCCAGAUUGUCACGACCACUUCAAAGAGGCAAAGGAAAACACCCCUCCCGUGGUGAUUUUCGGCCCAGUCGUCCGUCUUCUAGUUCUUUUAGGGGCUCUUGGGCCCGGCCCGUACCACGUAGUCUACCUCCACGUGAUAUAAGACGACUUAGAGGACGUAUACCACCUGUUGUUGAUCGUGGUUUCAAGAGGCCCCGUCCCGCUGGAUUAAUGCCCAGACGGCCUGUUGUGCCCUUGCCACCAAGGGCAAGGCCCGCAAGGCCAGUGGCUCCUUUACCGAGGUCUUAUGAGAGAAGGCCACCUGUUCCUUCACACCCCAAGAGUAGCUUGAAGCGGGAAUAUAGCCGACGUGAGGAGCUUCCACCGAGAAGCAGAGCAGUUGCUGAGCUUCCGCCAAGAAGCAGAGCAGUCGCCGACUAUGGCCCACCUAGGUCCGCCCCAGAGAGACACUCAUCUUACAGAGACAGUUAUCACCCUACACGCGGACCCCCUGCCUAUGCGGAUCUUCCAAGAGGGUCCUCUCACUCUUCAUCAAGAAGAGACGCCUACACAGACGUUGGCGGCUAUUCAGCACGGUACGAAAGACCGCCACCGAGCUAUCGUGAAACCCGCCCUCGAGAUUACGAACCUCCAGUUCCUGGUUCGAAACGUUCAUACGCUGCACUGGAUGACGUUCCACCUCGCUAUGCUGAUGCUGAAGUACGCCAAUCGCGUGUCCGUGUGGACUAUGAAAUGGGAGGUGGGUCUUCGCAAUAUGGAGAUGCAUACAGUGAGAGAAUUGGAAGAUCAAACAUAGGAGGAGGAUAUGGUGGUAGCAGGAGUUCAAUGUCUGGUCAGGAUUCUCAUGGUCUUUAUAGCAGCAGCAGCCGUCAAGGCAUGUCUUAUGGUAGAGGCUCUUACAGUGGUGGUGAGGGUGGCGGUAUGUACUCAUCGAGCUAUGGCGGUGAUUACGUAUCUCGUGGUAGUGAUGUUGGUGGAAGCUCUUACUCAUCAUCACUAUAUUCUGGCCGUAGCAUGGGCGGGGGUGGUGGUGGUGGUUACAUGGGUGGGGGCGGAUCCGGAUCCUACUAUUGAGGUGCACACCACUGUCUCAUUUUUUAUGCCAGUUUGUCUCGGGGAUGUUAAUUGGUGCAGAAUGCGUUGUCAUGAUGAUGUCUACAUGAUGUGAUCUUAUAGAAUCCUUAUGUUUCUUUCACGUUUGGGGGGGGGGGUAUGUUUAGGCAAAGUACAUUUUUAGAUUAUUGGUUUAAGUGUAUCAACUCAACCUAAGUUGUUUUUUAAUUUGUAUACCUCAUUGCCUGAUGAUUUUGCUGAUUGGAUAAAGCUUUUUCUGUAAGAGUGCAUGUUUUGGACCCAACUCUGUAGAUUGCUUGUUAUCA
Helianthus annuus (common sunflower) is the source of this 2918-nucleotide messenger RNA. RefSeq names its product nucleolin 1. Gene Ontology annotation, cellular component: nucleus. Gene Ontology annotation, molecular function: mRNA binding. The coding region runs from base 142 to 2613 and encodes 823 amino acids. NCBI's taxonomy places the organism in Eukaryota, Viridiplantae, Streptophyta, Magnoliopsida, Asterales, Asteraceae. The record is from RefSeq and is a predicted model, not a curated record. The transcript is spliced from 11 exons.